GUUGACGCCAGCUGGCCAUUAGCAGCUGCAGCUGUGCUAGCCGUGAGGCGAGGCAGGGUUGAUACCGACGAGUGGCCGACCCAAAUGCUGGGGCAGGCCUGGGCAGCGCGAGGCCAGUGCUGCAGGGUUCUCUGGCAGGUUUCCUAGGGAUUAGUGUCUUGCUCUGGACGGAUGGGUUGAAGAACCAGGACAGAGACAGCUGCGGCAGGACCACUUGUGUGCUGUUUAAUUGGCCUGAGGCCCUUAGGGAUUGAAGGGCCAAGCCACCCUGGCCCUGCACCCUGUGUCGUCAGUUACACCUGUGCAAAAGUGGCUGCUGGAUCAGAACGCUCCCCUUCUGCUGCCAGCAUGCCCACAUCGCCGGGGGUGAUUGACACCCGAGGGACCGGGCAGGGCAAGGCCAGGAUGGGGUGCUGAGUCUGCAGCCAGCUUAACUGUUUAGUCGGUUUAAACAACAGACUCCACUAAUGCAGGUGCAGCCAAAGCACAGCCUGGGAACUGCAGCCCCCACCUUGCAGGGCUCCAUCUCUGAGCGGCCAGGCCCCUGGGCUCAGUGGAACGCAGCAAGCCAUGGGCUGCCCCCUGCGCUGCAGUUGGAAAUGGCAGCUGGCUGGCUUAUUGUCCUUUUAUAAUUGAAUUCCCCCGCUCCACCGAUUGGCACAGGGUGCUCCAGGGCAGGGCUGGCACAGGAUGAGCUGAUAGGUCUUUCCCUCGGUAGGGAACCAGUUGACAAGGUUGGUGUGGAAGUUAACAGCCCAUCAGGCUGGAUGGCAGGGCUGGGGGAGUGUUAGACAGUCAGGAGGUGCCAGUUGAGGGGGGAGGGGAUGUGGGACCCUGAUCACUGCAGAAUUGUGGAUUUCAAGGGAGGAAACUUCACACGUCUUCUUCCCCAAGGCACCAAGCCAACACCUGGACAGGCUGGGUGCCUUACAAUUGUGGGAGGAGAAUGGCCUCAUUCCUGUCUCCAGGGAGGGCUUGAUGGUGGGCCAUGCGAAGAGGAGAUGGGGUGGGAGGUGUGGGGGGUGAUGCUCAGGAAGGGCCAGGCUGGGGGCCAGGCUGAAAGCCCCCGGUGCAGGCUCUGCGGAAGAGUGCAACCCACCUGCCCUGGGCCCAGCUCUGGCCUAGCUAGGGUCUGACCAUGGCCCCUGUGAGCACCUGGCCGGCUCGUUCUGGUGCAGCGGGCACAGUCCCCCCAUCCCCUCCUGUUCACAAGCAGGGUCCCCCGGGGUGUGGGCCGCUCUCUCUCCUCAGCCCGGGCACACAAAAGGCCCCGGGACGCUUGGUGGGCUCCAACCAGCACAAGGCCUGGAGGUGGCUUCACGCUGCAGAAACCCUCCAUCACCCCCAGCCUAGGGGCAGCCCCGUCCCACAAUCAGCCCCUUCCCCCCGGGUGCCCGGGCAGUUCUGCCCAUCCCGUGCAUGGACCAGCUGGGCGGGGGUGAAGCCAAGGGAAGGGGGUGCCAGGCAGCCCCCCCCCCCGGAGUUUAGCAGCAGCUGGGGGCUGUACAAGGCAAAGCCACCUCCCCUCUGACGCCAAAGGGUCACUGGGCGCCCCGGCCUGGGGGCUUGGUCUCACUCCCCUGCCCAAUCCAGGGAGACCUCGCUGCUAAUAGCGCCCUCGCCAGAUCAAAGCCGCCACUGGCGCAAUCAACACCCGCCUGGUGGCUCCAGCUUCCCUCUGGCGAGCGCGGCUUUGUCUGCCCGGCCCGGCCCGGCCAUGGGGCCAGCGCCCGCCCCGGCCCGCUUCGCAGCCGGCCUCCUCUGGGCGCUGCUGGGCGCGGCGCUGGGCAGGGCGGGGAGCCCGCCGGAGACGUCGCUUUUAAAGUCCUUGGGCCUGAGCGCCAAGCCGACCCCCGCGGCCCCGGCCCCGGUGCCCUCCGUGCUGUGGCGCAUCUUCCAGGGGCGGGCGCUGCCUCCCCCCGGGGACCGCGCUCCGGACCGCGCCUGUCGGGUGGAGGAAUUGAAUGUGCCCGGGAACAUCAUCCGCGUCUUCGCUGACCAAGGCCACUUCAUUCACAGUGGGGAGCCCAAGACUUUCCUGUGUCUGGAGAAACGUCUGUACUUUAAUUUCUCUGUGUUGGAGGAGGGGGAGCAACUGACAAUGGCUCAGCUGGAGAUCAACUUCAGCCACAACUCCUAUCACACUUCCAGUGGUGGGCAGGUCUUUGAGCUGCGGCUGUACCAAGCCCUGCAGAUGUCUCUGCGGGGGAUGUCCUCCCACACGUACAACCACAAGCUGCUGGUGGCGCAAUCCUUCGUGCAGCUGCACAAGUCCCUCCUCUUCAACCUGACCGAAGUGGCGAAGGGCUGGCGAACCCCCAGCAAGAACCUGGGCUUGAUCCUGGAGAUCUCUGUGGGCAGCAGGGACAGCGCCGAGGCCUUGCCACCCCGAAGGCUGCAGAACCUCUGUGCCAGCAUCGACUCCUUCCUCGACACCUCGCUGUUGGUGGUGUCCCUCAAUCAGAAGCAGUGCCAGGCCUCCAGGAAGAGGCGAAGCUCCUAUUAUACCCCGGUCACCCCAAGCAACCUGUGCAAGCCAAGGCGGCUUUACAUCAGCUUCAGUGACGUGGGCUGGGAGAACUGGAUCAUCGCGCCGCAGGGAUACAUGGCCAACUAUUGCCUCGGGGAGUGCCCCUUCCCAUUGACGGCAGAACUCAAUAGCACCAACCACGCCAUCCUCCAAACCAUGGUGCACUCCCUUGACCCAGAAGGAACCCCCCAGCCCUGUUGCGUCCCAGUCAGGCUGUCCCCCAUCUCCAUCCUGUAUUACGACAACCAGGAUAACGUGGUGCUGAGACACUACGAGGACAUGGUGGUGGAUGAGUGUGGCUGCAGGUAAUGGAGCUGCUCAUCGAGAUGUGACGAGGGAAUCGAAUGGGUCUCUGGAGUAACUGGGAUUUUUGAUGUAAUAGGUCAAAAUGUAUUAAGUCUCCUUCGUGUGGGUGGGUAGGGCCCUCCCUUCCAUCCCUUGGUGCAGUUAAUGGCAGAACUACCCCUUUGACGCAGUUGCAAAAUGCAGCCUCAAGGGGGAAGCUCUUGACUUCUGGCAUCAAGAGGAUAAUGCAGUUUGGGAUUCUAAUGUAAUGCUGAUUGGCUGGAGGCAUCAGGCUUCCCAACUCCCACCUGCUGGGGUUUCACCCAGCUUUGCCGGGAACCUGGUGAAAUCUAAUGGUGAUAGUCUGAGUCUCCUUUCCCCUCCUCCCCCAUGCCCCCUAGUGCUGAGCAGACGAUGUGGCACCCAGCACUCCUCUCCCUGUGCCUCUUUCCUCGGAUCUGACCUAGAGGCACCGGUGUGGUGCAGUACUGUAUCCGUCCUGCACGGCUGGAGCUGGUGCCCAUGUCCUAGACAUUGAAGAAUGAGUUCUGCUGGCCCUUCAGUGCCCCAUAGGCCCCGCCCCCUUAGCUGGCCCACGCUCAUAGGAACAGUACCACCGUCCACCACGGCUGGCUUCUCAGCUUCUUGAGCGAAGUGGUGUGAGCCUAGCAUGGAUUUUUUUUCCCCAGAACAGGAAGACAAUUUGGCUAAAUUCUGCUCUCUUUCCCGAGUGAAGAAAUGACCAGGUCUUCAGUUUGAUUAAGUUCUUUCUCCUCCCCUGGGCUGUACUGCAACUAAAAUAUCACCUCUGUCUGGAGCCUGAUACCGCAUUGCUCUCGAAAGGGCAUUACUGGUACCAGCUGUUAGAUGUCAGGACAGGGGCAUGGGGAAGUGAAGUGAAUUGACUCAGUGCGAAGAGGUGUUUUCAGACAGAGCUCUCACCAAAACAUCCUAGCACUGUAAAACCCGCCUUUUUGUGGUGAAGAUGUAGCCUAAGCUUUUGAAUAAGGCAAGAAGCCUGGCUUGGGAAAUUUGGCCUAAAUUUGUUUUUUAAGGGGCCAUCAAUUGUGAGUGUCUAACUUGACUGAGGGGUGCUGAGCACUCGCCAAUCCCACUGACUUGAUGCAGGGAAAAAAAAUUCAAGCGGCCAAACAAAUUAAAGACAAUUCAUUGAUUCUUUAAAAGUAUUACGUGUUACCCAUGGAGUGUGAAUCUAGUCUAGGGCUGGCAAUCAGGCAGAUGGCUGCAGAAAGCAGUAGAAAAAUGAAUAGACAAAGUCUCCUUUUAAAAUAUGUUUUCACCUUGAUUAGCGUCAGAGUUCCCUCAGUAAUAGGGACAGAAAAAUAUUCCCCUCCUCCUAAGAAUUGUCUUUUAUAAGAUAGCAGAUAAGCAGCCAAUGCCUAAACACCAUCCUAGUAAAUAAAUGGGGGGGGGGUGUGUGUAAAGCAGUGGCCUGUGCAAUUAUUUAAUGCACUAGCCUGUCACCUGGGGAGCAAUGAGGACUUGGCUCAGUGAAAGUAGCGUAAUAGUCUCAUUUUAGCCUGAUUCCAGUUGACUCCAUAAGAGUUUAACACCGUUUGUAGAAGGAACUAGGACUACUUAGUCCUUUACACAUUGCACUGUUUAAACAGAUUAUGUAUGGUUAAGGCAUCAGGGGUACGUCCAACAGACCUGUUGGACCAGCAAUGGCAUUGUGAAAGGUAGAUCAAGUUUGCUGUAGUCAAAUCAGGGGGGUGAGAACCCUCUCCCUCUUCAACACCUAUGAAUGAACUGCUGACGGUGCCUGUCCUUCAGAUGAUGGAUAUGAGCUGAAAGACAGGAAAAGGGAUGACUUCUAAGUACAGAAUUUCACAGGGAUCCUUCAUAGCAGCAAUGCUCAGCCUGAACUCCAGAUGAGCAGGGGCAGUUGAAGCCCCUGUCCCUAUUACUAUUUAGUAGGUCUCCACCUCCACUACCAUAAGCCAGCCCUGUUCUGAACGUAAUCAGUUGAUUAGCUAGUGCCAGGGGAUAAGUGGCUGAGGGAUGGCCUGUUUUCUUCAAAGUGGGAUUCAUGUUAAAAUAAGAUUUGGGGUGGGUGGGCGGUGUUUGAAGUCUUAAAGUGGUCAUGCUAGAAGCCUGGGCAAAGUUGCCAGCUCACUCCUGUCUUGCCAGUGAGGUGCUGCACUUGUUAGAAGUAAAUCAACCACAGCUGCUCAGCUGACGCUCUGAGUCAUGUGACUUGAGUAAUCCCUACCAGUGCAACUUUCCUCCCCUUCCAGCUGAAAACUUCUGAGGAAGUUCUAAAAUCUCCCCCUUGCCCUGAAGUGUUUCACUGUGACUGAAUUUUAGACAAGUUAUCACAACAGAACCCCUCCCAUCCCCCACCCUUCCCAAGGCACCCAGCACUGAACCACCUCCUCUUCUGGUGUAGCUAAAAGAAGAACAGAGCAGUUGCUAGCUACAGCUACUUUCCAGACACAGGGCCCUACACUUUAGAUCUGUGCCUGGUGGCAACCUCUAUGGGCGGAUGUCAAACUGGAGCUCAAAGUAAAGUUUUGCCUUUCAGUGACAAAUACCGGACAAUUAUUUUAAUUGCAGUCUUUUUUUGGGGGGCAGGGGGGGGG
Molecule: messenger RNA, 5418 nt
Organism: Malaclemys terrapin pileata
Lineage: Eukaryota; Metazoa; Chordata; Testudines; Emydidae
Gene: GDF1
Product: growth differentiation factor 1
Exons: 2
Coding region: 1718-2839 (373 amino acids)
Biological process (GO): BMP signaling pathway; SMAD protein signal transduction
Cellular component (GO): extracellular region
Molecular function (GO): cytokine activity; growth factor activity
Source: RefSeq, a predicted model, not a curated record